UCGCAAAUCGCUGACAAAAUGAGCAACCACGUUGACGUGAAAAACAUUGAGCCGACCACUUUUGAGGACCGCUACUACGAUGAAUAUGAAUAUUAUAACUUAACAGACCGUUAUACCGAGUGCGCUAGUCGCAAGGGCAGGACGAAGAAGGAGGCGAGCUGUAACACGAACAAACACAACCCUGCGGGACACGAGCGCAAAAUAGUGGCGAAGCUCCAGAAUGCUGAGAAGAAGUCCAAAGAGUGACACAGAAGAGAUUGAAUCGGACGGCUAUCAUGGCAACCGACCACAGGUGUCUCUGCGGGAAACGGGCGCUGCGCUGCAGCGGGAUCCGCCUCAGGGCGAGAAGCCUGACUCGUGAAGCGCAGUUUUGUCAGACACACCGCUCUUGUGUCAACCCGAUCUCAUGAAAGUGCGUAUAAAUAGUACGCCAAAUAAAAACGAAAACUCGUGGUAUUG
Molecule: messenger RNA, 459 nt
Organism: Sinocyclocheilus grahami
Lineage: Eukaryota; Metazoa; Chordata; Actinopteri; Cypriniformes; Cyprinidae
Product: nuclear protein 1-like
Exons: 3
Coding region: 19-246 (75 amino acids)
Biological process (GO): regulation of transcription by RNA polymerase II; negative regulation of cell population proliferation; negative regulation of cell cycle
Cellular component (GO): nucleus
Source: RefSeq, a predicted model, not a curated record